GUCAACUGAAACGCGAUUGUGUGCACGUUUUGAAGUUCAUGCUCUGUUGAUUUCUUCGUAAUUUUAAAAUACAUUUAUAAAAGAAAACGGUAUGAGAGGAGCAGACACUCUGAUACCGGCUAGAUUCUUAACUUUAACCAGCCAUCUAUCAGCGGUUGUAACUUUGCUAUGGGAGAGUCAGGAGAGCACUCGACUCUGUUUGCCGAGCCACUUUCACGACGAUCAUUUCCAAUUAUAUCACAGCCGGUUGGUAGCUGGCUUCGCGUCAUCGUUAGUGCUUAUACUCCUCGAGUACAUGACCUUCCUGUCUGGACUAACUAUGUUCUCCCUUACCGUCUGUCUUAUAUCGAUCGCGGGCCACGGUGCGGCGUCCAUAGCCCUCACUUACUUCGUUGUGGGCGGUUGGCUGUGUGACUGGUACUGGCCAGUAUUCGCUCUCUGCAGUGUCCUACCCUCGACCAUCGACUUGGCCACAGCAAUAACUAAUAUGUUUGCUAUUAAGUGGUGAAAGUGUGGAUUGUGGAUUGUAAUUAUUAAUUAGUGUGUGUUAAGGACUUUUUUGUGAAUUAAAAAUGAAGCUGAAAGAUUUUGUUAAUUUGUUUAUAACCACCGAGCACCAGCAUCUAACUACUUCGCACGACUACAAGGGGGGAUGGUCCUUCUACCUGGUCCUGGCUGGGAUAGUCACUACGCUGGGGUCCUCGCUACCUGUCGGAUACAAUAUUGGAGUUGUUAAUACACCCGCAGACGUGAUAAAAAGUUUUUGCAACGAGAGUUUCAUAACCCGGUACGACGUGGUCCUCGACGAAAAAUGGCUGAACGUGCUCUGGUCGUUCGUGGUGUCCAUCUUCAUAGUCGGAGGCUGCACCGGCUCCAUACUCGGCGCUGUACUUGCAAACAGUUUAGGGAGAAAAAUGGCGACUGUAGUAACGAGCGUGCUGUCAGUCGCUGGCGGGCUGCUGUUCCUGCUGUGCCAAAAAGCUAACUCAGUCGAAAUGCUUAUAUUAGGCAGAUUACUAGUCGGCUUGUCUGGUGGUCUAACCACCAGCAUAGUGCCCAUGUACCUGACGGAGCUGGCCCCCGCGGCGUUAACCGGGGCCAUGGGGGUCGCGUGCCCCAUGGGGGUCAACGUCGGGGUCCUCGUCGGACAAGUCAUGGGGUUAGAUUUUAUAUUGGGUCGUGCUGAAGAUUGGCCCUACCUUCUGUCCGUCUACGCGUUGCUAGUCAUUAUAUGUUUACCGUUGUUAUUUAUACUGCCAGAAAGUCCAAAGUACUUAUUUGUAGUUAAGAAAAAUGAGGAGAGAGCUUUAAAAGAACUGAGUCGUCUCCGCGGCGUGUCUCCAAGCGUCCUCAGCGAGGACAUAGAAGUGCUCCGCGAGGAGGUGCGAGGGUCCCAGGCCACGUCCAGCGCCUGGUCCAUGCUGCGGGUGCUGAGGGACCCGCGCCUGAGGCUGCCCCUACUGCUCGCCUGUACCAUGCAGGCUGGACAGCAGACUAGCGGGAUUAAUGCGGUGUUCUACUACUCGCAGACAAUAUUCAAGCAGGCCGGGUUAAGCGCGCAGAACUCUCAGUACGCGACGAUAGGGUGCGGGUUCAUCAACGUGUGCACGGCGGUGCUGAUGCUGAAGCUGCUGCCGCGGUUCGGGCGCCGCCCCCUGUUGCUGCUCUCCGUGUUCACGGCCGCCGUCAUACUGGCGGCUUUAGCUGCUUGUAUGAGGUUUAUGAACGUAGUGUCGUGGAUGCCGUACGUGUGUAUGAUAGCGGUGCUGUCGUAUGUUCUAGUCUACGGGUUCGGCCUCGGACCCAUUCCUUACUUUAUUGCCUCGGAGAUAUUCGAGGUGGGUCCCCGUCCGGCGGGCAUGGCGUGGGGUUCCCUCGCCAACUGGGGAGGGAACUUCCUCGUCGGCAUGUCGUUCCCCUCCAUGAGGGAGGCCAUCGGACCCUACUCCUUCCUCGUCUUCUCCGGCGUCACUGCUGUACUCUUUGUCUUCCAGAAAAUAUACUUCCCCGAGACUCGAGGCAAGACUCCAACACAGGUGACACAGCUGUGCAGUCGCGGCCUGCAGUCCAAGCCACUACUCGCGUCUCACCUCUCCGGUGUAUGACGUCAUAUGUCUUAGCGACACAAACUCAUAUAGAUACGAGUGAUACGUAAGUAGACUGCUAUGUUUGUAUGAGAGAAAUGAGAAUAUGGAAUUAAUAUUUAAUAUAAAUUAAACUGGUAUGUGAUAUGUGAUAAUGUGAGCUACUGUAUCGCUCACCGUGCUAGGACCUCUCACUUACCGUCCAAUAGGGAAUUAAUUAGUGUCACACCAUUGGAUGUUAAAUAUUUGACAGCUGCAGUGAUUUGUCAGAAAAACCUGCUGCUAAAUUGGCGCCCUAUAUUAAGCAAAAGCCCGCGCAACGCACUGUAAAGUCUCUCGUGUUUUUGGAUGUCCAUGGGCGGCGGCGAUUACUUAUUAUUAUCAGAUGAUCUGCCUGCUCGUUUACCGGCUUAUACCAUACAAAAAUAGUCUUUGGAUUAAAAUCAAAUUUUGAUUGAUCUCGACCGUCACUAGUUUUUUAAUUAACUGUAUAAAGACAAAUACAAGUAAUAUUAGUAGGUAAGCUCAUUUUGUGACAAAAUAGAACGUCGUCGUUGUUUUACGUCGGUCUGAGAGGCCAAGGUAUCAAUCGUGCGGGAGCAUGGCUUUACAAUAUAAACCAUUUGACUCUGUAUUCUCAUUUCUCGUGAUCAAGUUGUUGGAUGUGCUGAAAUUGUUAAUUGACGGGGAAUAGGUAUUAUAAUUUUUUUUACAACACAGAAUACAAGCAAUUUUAUAUUUUUAUAUCAUAACUAGCUUUUGCCCGCGACUUCGUUCGCGU
Messenger RNA from Spodoptera frugiperda (fall armyworm), 2865 nucleotides. Its product is annotated as solute carrier family 2, facilitated glucose transporter member 3. The record is from RefSeq and is a predicted model, not a curated record. The transcript has 13 exons. Bases 573 to 2105 code for a protein of 510 amino acids. NCBI's taxonomy places the organism in Eukaryota, Metazoa, Arthropoda, Insecta, Lepidoptera, Noctuidae. Gene Ontology annotation, molecular function: hexose transmembrane transporter activity. Gene Ontology annotation, biological process: monosaccharide transmembrane transport. Gene Ontology annotation, cellular component: membrane.